Messenger RNA from Lycium ferocissimum, 1150 nucleotides. RefSeq names its product protein NLP2. The coding region runs from base 53 to 850 and encodes 265 amino acids. Lineage: Eukaryota; Viridiplantae; Streptophyta; Magnoliopsida; Solanales; Solanaceae. Gene Ontology annotation, molecular function: DNA-binding transcription factor activity. The transcript has 4 exons. The record is from RefSeq and is a predicted model, not a curated record.
GCUAUUAGGAGUAUAGUAUCCAUCGUCGUGUCUGACGGAGCCAAAUUAAGCAAUGAGUAACCUGCAGUACUCAGGUAACCCGAUUCAAAAUCCAAACCCAAUUACUGACCCGAAAUCAAGUCUGUCGUUCGAUGAGGUGUCCAAAUACUUCAAUUUGCCUCUCAAUGAUGCUGCUGAAUCCCUAGGUGUUUGUACAAGUGUUCUCAAGAAAAUAUGCUAUGAAAAUGGUCUGGUGAGGUGGCCAUAUCGAAAGGUCAUCUCUGGAAAGAGUAUUGAAGAUAUAAAGAAAGAGGCAUUGAGGGAAAAACAAGAGCGAUCCGUGGAAUUUCCUAAAGCUGCUGGAGAAAAGGGCCCCCAAUUGCCAAACAAGAGUAGUAUUAGCUCCACAAUGGAAAUGCCAAAAGCGGCAGGGGCUUUCUCACAGCAGCAAGGAACCAGGAAUGUUCAAUCGGGAAGUUUACCACAUUUCCGUAUCUCUAGCUUGACAAAAGGAACUUCAGUCGGUUAUGAUGAAUUCAAAUAUGGUUUUCCAUCCAAUGGCUUGUCUACUGCAACAUAUAAGUGGUGGGGAAACAAGAGUCCUGAUGGUAACGAUGAUAGCCAACUGAAUGACGACAAUGCCAACAACAGCAAUAAAUCUGAAUGCCAUACAAGUUUGGAUUCCAUGGGAACGACUUUACUGACCGAUGUGAGAAAACGAGCUGUCAAAGAGGGGAAAGAAACGCUGAGGCUUGGGGUCUAUAGAGGGCGUAGUGCAAACAUGCUUGAUCCAACAAAACGGAAGAUUCUUCUUCAGGUAUUCAAAUCGUAUUUGCAUGUCCAUGGUGAUAUGAGUAACUUCGAACAAUGAUCAUUUCAAGAUUCAAGUGAAGAGGACACGUUACAUCUAGGUUUCAGUGCUCCGUGUGGAGUAUUCCAGGCAAUUCAUAUAGGUUAUCUUUUCUUUGACUAAGAUGAGAUCUUGAACACCCUAUAGGCAAGAUAACAACAACAUAUGCAGUGUAAUCCCCCAAGUGGAUUUUUAGCUUGAUCUCGAUUAUUUAUAGCUUAGUUUUUUCGAUAAAAGUUAUCUUUCUUGAUUUUUAUACCGUCUCCUGGAACAUCUGCUUACUGCAUUUGUGCACUAAUCAAAGCUUUACCACCUGCCUUA